AUGUCAUCUGCAUGCAAUGUGGGGCUGUUUUUAGGCUUCGUGAUGUUCGCCAACAAUCAGGCAGCCAUAAUUUUGGAAGGUGAUUCAGCAGCAGGUCAUCUUAACAGGUCUGAUAACAGAACUGAUCAAAGGGAUAUCGUCGUAAAUCUUCUAAUUUACGCCGAUUACACAGUUUACAGCAGGUGGUUGGAAGUGGUGGGUGAUAGAGGAAAAGCAUUGAACUAUCUGAAGUCAUAUUUUUCUCACGUCACAUCUGAGGCGAACAAGAUAUUUUCAACAAUAGACGAGCCAUCGUACAAGAUUGAAAUCAACCUUGCAGACCUUUACAUUGCGGAGUCAUCCGAAAGCUUGAAUAUUUCUGGGUACCGCACAAACAGCAUUAAAUCUAAAGUUCUGGAUCAACUUAUUAGCUCAUUAGAGGAUUGGGUGAAUAUCAUAGAAGCGAACUUUGAAAACUUCAACGUUUUCGUCUUUUUUACCAAUGAAACUUUGUUGCUGAACGGUUCGGUGGACGGCUUGGCGGUAACCCACUCAGCUUGCAAAAAAAUUAAACCAGUUACAAUUGUGAGAAUGUCUAAUAUAAUUAAAAAUGCAUAUGUUCUCAGCCACGAACUGGCACACGUAUUCGGAGCUUCUCAUGACGGCCUGAAGGGCAACAAUUGUUUAGCGGAAGAUUCUUACGUCAUGGCUGCCAAGUAUAGCGAUAAAAACGCUAUAAAAAAAUUUUCAUCCUGCUCCAAAAAAAAUUUCAAAGAUUUUUUUGAUUCAUUGAAAAAAAACUGCUUGCUGAGAAGCGUUAAUCCUGCAUCUAGAAAUCCUUUCCCCGAGGCUAUAAUGACGUCUCCAGGCAGAGUUCUAGAUCCAAACGUGCAGUGCAAAUUGAUUUUUGGCUCGUACUCCUAUUAUUAUCAUUAUAGUGAUAAGAAUGUGUGUAACGAGUUGACAUGUCGGUUUUAUAAUAAAACAAACUACGUGUACCUUGCCUACCCGAACACAACCUGUGGAGCGCACAAAAGUUGUCAGAACGGUCAAUGCUUGAAUGAUUCUCUAACUGAAAACGAUAAAGAAUCCUGUCUAUACGGGGACGAGCCAGAAGUGUUUGUAAGAGAUUAUCAGAAAUAUUACGAAUGCUCCAUGUUGAAUAGUCGGCUUUGUUAUAUUGGAGAAUAUCAGAGGCGCUGCUGCCAAACGUGUGCAGCGGCUAAAAAUAUUUCAAGACCAGAGAACUGUUGGUACGGCGACAAACUAGAAGACCUGUUAGAAUACAGAAAUGAAUCUUUCCGGUGCUCCAUGAAUAUGAGUGGCUUCUGCUACAAUGAAAAGUAUGCGGAUAAAUGCUGUCAGACCUGCGCUGAUGCCAAAGAUGCAGGAAAUCCCGAUUGUCCUUACGGAGACAUUGCAGGUCCGGUUGAAUUUAACCGAAAGUCACUUGAAUGUUCUAAGGAAAAUUCCGUUCACUGUAAACACCAAACAUACGCAAAGCAUUGCUGUAAGCUGUGCGCUGCUGGUUCCCUCAUUACAAAGAGUUUAUUGUCCAGUGGUUGA
Messenger RNA from Helobdella robusta, 1545 nucleotides. RefSeq lists its product as hypothetical. Gene Ontology annotation, molecular function: metalloendopeptidase activity. The transcript is spliced from 12 exons. The record is from RefSeq and is a predicted model, not a curated record. The coding region runs from base 1 to 1545 and encodes 514 amino acids. NCBI's taxonomy places the organism in Eukaryota, Metazoa, Annelida, Clitellata, Rhynchobdellida, Glossiphoniidae. Gene Ontology annotation, biological process: proteolysis.